AGCUUUUUUUUGGGGGGGGGGGCGGUUAUUCUGGUCGGCUUCGCUGUGGCUCAUCUGAUCGAUUGAUGUGCAGCUUUGGUGAAGGCGUUGAAGUUUCAGGGCAGAGAAGAAGAAGAAGAAGAAAAGAUACAAGGAUAUUAAAUUAAAUUUUAAAACCUUAAUUUCCUCAAGAGGACAACGCGUUUCUCAGGAGAACUGUCUUCCUCCUGUAUUGCAUUUGAAGAUGAUGCGAUUGCUGUUCCUGUGUCUGCUGCUGCUGCUGCCAACCGUUACUGCUGUUUCAGAUGAGGAAGAAGGAUCAGCUGAUGAUGACAUGGAUGAUGAGGAUUUGCCUGAUAUUAGGAGCAAGCCUGCUCACGGUUCUUCAGCCGCAGAAGAAAGUACAGGUCAGCUCACCAUGAUUGUCAUCAUUGUAGCUGUGACGGUGUUGACUCUUUCAGUUGCAGCGAUAGUCACCACGUUGUUGGUAAGACGUCACAUGCACAUGCGGCAGCAAGGGAUCUACUCCGUGCCUACAGAGCAGGACCACAAAGGCGCCGUCUAGUUCCUGGUGGAGCCGCAGUUCUAGAACACACAGGGAAGAGAGGAGCAAUGCACUGGCUAUGUCAUCUCCUACUCUUUGUCUCAGGACUCUUUGCACAACAGCCUGCUUCUCACCGUUCUGUUCAUUGCUCACUCCUACACAACCUCCUAUCAAUACAUAUGCAAUAUAUGUUUUUUUGUUGUUGUUUUUUUUUUUUAAUGUCGUAUACUUUUGUCUUUGUCCCAGCCAUUUGUACUCCACAUACACACAAUUUAGCCUGGGACAUUUGGAACACAUUCAAACCUUCUAAUUGGAUUCUAUUUGAGGAAUCCAAAUCAAAGCCAGUGAAUAUGGCUUAAAGCUUCUUUUGUUAAAAGGGAUAAUUUAGCACAGCCAGAGCUCCCCCUUCUUUACCACCUGAAACAAGAAAUUAUUCCCACCAGCUAUGCAGUAAAACUGCAUUUGCAUUUGAUUUGGUGUAUGUGGAACAGACCCGUCGGUGUGAAAUGGUGGUUGAGUGAGACAAACCAUGCUAAUCCACACUAAGCCAGCCCAGUGCUCACUUCAUUCUCCUAUUCACUUGUCUGACAUCUUCUGUUCCUGGCCCAUUAGGAGUGACAGGAGGCAGUGCAAUAGGAAGAUAAAAACCUGUUUCCCCUCUUCUCAACCUCAGUAAAAAAGGAAGUGGAAAGUGGAAAUAGCCAGUGUGAACACCGUCUUGCAAGGCAGCGAAUUAAUCAACUGCCAUGAAUGAUGAUGUUUUCUUUUACACCUCUUUUCCGUUUUGAAAGGCUUUUUCACCUCAGUCUUGCAGAUUGUAAAUAGCUCUGUGAAUGUUGUAGAGAGUUAGAUUAAUCAAAUAAAGUGUUGGGGAUGAUUGGGGAAAAUACAAACAAUGCCUUUGUUUCAUUCACACGAAGCAUGAUGGCUUCUCUGUUUUCAUUUAAAUGAAAAUCAAUCAUGCCCUGUGAAGGAAAGCUUUCUAUCCAAGAACCCAAGGCACUGGUUGCCUUGUUUGCUCUGAUACAGAGAGGGGAGCUUAAAGGGGUAGGGGACAUACUUUUCAAUGCUGUUCAUUUGUGGCUUUAUGAGGAGCACUUACUAUGGAAGUCAGCAACACUGGGAAUGGCUACAUUGGGUUUAACACUGACUCCCAUCCAACCAGACCUGAGAGCAAAAACAGUUGUGGUUGCGUCUUCAUCAGGGUGCACAGUGAAAUCUGUACAGGUCUGUGCUGAAGUGUCUUAAACAUGAUGCAUCCCAGUUUUUUUUUUUUUUCUUUUACCAUGGACAAGCAGAUUGGCAGAUGAGAUUAUUGUUAGUGCAUAUGUUUUACUGUUCAUAUUUGAGCACUGUGUGUACAGUGUUUCUCAAAAGCGUAGCAUUGCCCAGUAAACCUUAAAUAGGUGCUAGCAUUUCAAAGUCAGGACAAAUCCACAAAAAUUACAGAAUAAAACAUUUCAUUUUUUUUAUAUGUGUGCAGUCUAUCUAUUCAUAUUUAUCUGUAUUCACUUUUGUUUUAUAUUCCUGUCAGAUAAACAAACCACAGUGACCACAACAUUUGAGUGCAGCAGAAUCUUCUCUUUGAAUGCUUUUCCCCAAAUGCGGAAAGCAAACAAAGCAGAAAGAAAAGUCCAAAACGAAAUACAGUAUUUGGUCCAGCCUGAUCCACGCACGCAACCAAAAAUCUUAUGUACACUUGUAAUGCCUCUGUGCUGUGACACUACUCAUGUAAAUCUAUUGUAAGAAAUGUUAACUACUGAGCUUUGUUUCUUUCUCAGUGUGAUGUAUGUGGAAACUUUUUUUUUUUAAUGGCUGACACUUUUUCCGUCAAUGCAAAAGGAAUUGUAUGACCAUAUGCAGUUAUUCUUGCUUUUGAUAUAAUAUAUAAUAAUAUAUUGUAUGUAUUUACAAAUUUACGGAGCUAUGCAUUUGUGCAUUGUGUCUCUUGAUUGAUAAAUAUUUGGCUAAAUGGCCCUUUUUAUAUACUUGUUGAGUUUAAGGGGCAAUAUCUUCUCUCUGCUGUUGAUUUAUAAAUUGUGUGUAUAAAGAUUGUGGUGGGUGGGAGUCAGUUAUUUGCCAAAAAGCUUUUUAUGUAAAAUAUUUGUAUUUACUGUCAUAUAGCAGCAAAAAAAUUAAAUUUGGUCUUAAUGUUAAAUACUUAUGUUUAUAUGCACUUGUAGAUUAACCCACGUGUAUUAUUUGUGCCAAGUACCUUCACAGGGUUUUUUAAUCAUAUUAUAAUUUACAAAGUAUGUAAUACAUGACCUUAUAUCUCACAAGACAACUAUUGCAGCAGGAUACUGUAUGUCAUGAAUGCAUUCCAUUUGCACAACUGUAGCCUCCUUGAUUUUGUUCUGAUAGCAAUUAGAACAGUUAUUGCUAUAUUAUGUAGCUAUUCUGAACUUUGGAUUGUGUUUGUUUUCACCAUUAAAUCUGUUAUAAAAUCUG
Toxotes jaculatrix (banded archerfish) is the source of this 2974-nucleotide messenger RNA. RefSeq lists its product as uncharacterized. Lineage: Eukaryota; Metazoa; Chordata; Actinopteri; Toxotidae. The transcript is spliced from 8 exons. The record is from RefSeq and is a predicted model, not a curated record. Bases 224 to 544 code for a protein of 106 amino acids.